This is a messenger RNA of Thalassophryne amazonica, 1125 nucleotides long. RefSeq lists its product as uncharacterized. The transcript is spliced from 5 exons. The coding region runs from base 399 to 1079 and encodes 226 amino acids. The record is from RefSeq and is a predicted model, not a curated record. Gene Ontology annotation, cellular component: extracellular region. Gene Ontology annotation, biological process: BMP signaling pathway; SMAD protein signal transduction. Gene Ontology annotation, molecular function: growth factor activity; cytokine activity. Lineage: Eukaryota; Metazoa; Chordata; Actinopteri; Batrachoidiformes; Batrachoididae.
GCAUACAACUGACACAAGACUGAACAGUUUUAUGAAUAGGUGACCUUUGUUGUGACACAGUGCGUUGACAUACAUCAGUUAAUUUAUUUGGUUAAAAAAAAGUGUCCAUUCUCUUAUUCCCGCCUUUUUCCUCUGUCUUUGUCUUUCGCCACUUGAUCGUCCUCCUUACACGGUUUCACAUGUGCCCACAGCAAAAAUGUUGAAUAUCUCAAGGCCGAGCUGAGCCACAGGAAGAUAAAAACUCAGGUUCCCAGACACUGGCAAAUAAUUCCACGCACCGCUUCGUCUGGUUACAAUGAUCUGCUCCUGCAAGUAGACGGACAGAAAAACCAGAGUCCUCAUCCUGCUGCUAACCUGAGACAACAGAAAGUCCACACUGACCGUCCUGAACCUGCACCAUGUCUUUUGCCAUCUUUGUCACGAUGAUGCUUCUGUGCUCUUCAGUGGUGACUGCAUUUGUCCUGCAGACAUCCAGAGAAGAACGUGCAGCCUCUGCUGACCCUCCUGCAGCCCAACACAACAGGUUCCAGUCGUUGCACUCCAUCAGGAAGAGUCUGCUGGAGGCUCUGGACCUGCAGACGGAGCCACAGCUGCCUGCUGCUGAGCUGCACAGUAUCAGAGAACAAUGGAUGAGCAGCUUCAGGAACAUCGAUCUUCGAGCCAAACACAAUGCAGGAAUCUGGAUCUACUUCCUGUUACUGAUUGUCUUUCACGUUGCAGCGCUCUCUGGGUUCUCUAUGUCUCCUGAUGCUGCAAACACAAGUCUGACAUGCUGCUCCACCGCCUCAGAGAUCUCCAUGAAAGAUCUGGGCUGGGACAGCUGGGUGAUCUAUCCUACCGGCCUCACCAUUGUUCAGUGUGCACACUGCACACGUGAAGGAAACACUGUGCAAAACCCUCCAACCCACACCAACGGUGCACACGCACAGGUACAGGUUCCGUGCUGCCGUCCCACCUCCCGUGACACGGUGCCCAUCGUCUACAUGGACGAGUCCAGCAGCAUCGUCAUUUCGUCCGUGCAGCUGAUCCGUAACUGCGGCUGUGGACCUGGUGACCUGCAGCAGCUCGGCCAAGACUAGACUUUGUUUUGUAAUGCUCUGAUUUCUUUUACACACUAAAAAAAAA